Molecule: messenger RNA, 2103 nt
Organism: Musa acuminata AAA Group (dessert banana)
Lineage: Eukaryota; Viridiplantae; Streptophyta; Magnoliopsida; Zingiberales; Musaceae
Product: 3-ketoacyl-CoA synthase 4
Exons: 1
Coding region: 358-1920 (520 amino acids)
Biological process (GO): fatty acid biosynthetic process
Cellular component (GO): membrane
Molecular function (GO): acyltransferase activity, transferring groups other than amino-acyl groups
Source: RefSeq, a predicted model, not a curated record
GAUAGCGACCGCGAGAUGAGAUUUCUUUCCCCUCCUCUUCUCUAUUUAAGCCCCCGUGUGGGUUGGAUUUCGAAGGCCUUUUCCGCCUGCGCCUAUGAGCAAUGCUUGUGGCUGAACACCGAGAUCAGUGUCACUUGGUUUGCUUUUGGUAUAAGAAAGAGACAUAUUGGAAUACAACACAGGUAAACUGGUGGAGAAGAAAAGGUUUCUUUUCCUGAAACUGAGAAGGGGGAGAGAGAGAGAGAGGAGACAGAGAGGUGUUCGCCGCCUCCUCGUGUUUGGACCGCUCAUUUGCCCUUCUCUCUCUCUCUCUCUCCUUGGAUUAAAUCUUCUUAGAUCUCAGCCGAAGGAACACGGAUGGAGGGAGGAGGUGAGCAGGCCCCGCCAAGGCGGCGGACGCCGUCACCGGGGCGGAGCCGGCGUCUACCGGACUUCUUGCAGAGCGUCAACCUCAAGUACGUGAAGUUGGGUUACCACUACCUGAUCACCCACCUGCUCACCCUACUGCUGAUCCCGCUGAUGGCGGUGAUCCUCCUGGAGGCGGCGCAGACCGAUCCCGACGAACUCCGGCAGGUGUGGCUCCACCUCCAGUACAACCUCGUGAGCGUGCUGGUGUGCUCCGCGGUCUUCGUAUUCGGCACCACUGUCUACAUCAUGACGCGGCCUCGCCCCGUGUACCUCGUCGACUACGCCUGCUACCGGCCGCCGCCCGAGCUCAAGGCGCCGUUCCACCGCUUUAUGGAGCACUCGCAGCUCUGCGGCGGGUUCAACGAGUCGGCACUCGAGUUCCAGCGCCGAAUCCUCGAGCGCUCCGGCCUCGGCCAGGACACCUGCUUACCCGUCGCCCUUCACUACCUCCCGCCCCGCCCCUCCAUGGCCGCCGCCCGCGAUGAGGCCGAGCAGGUCAUGUUUGGCGCUCUCGACACGCUCUUCAACAACACCGGCGUCAAGCCCAAGGACGUCGGCGUCCUCGUGGUCAACUGCAGCCUCUUCAACCCCACCCCCUCCCUCUCCGCCAUGAUCGUCAACCGCUACAAGCUCCGCGGCAACAUCAAGAGCUUCAACCUCGGCGGGAUGGGCUGCAGCGCCGGCGUCCUCGCCGUCGACCUUGCGCGAGAUCUCCUCCAGGUCCACCGCGCCACCUACGCGGUCGUGGUCAGCACCGAGAACAUCACCCAGAACUGGUACUUCGGCAACCGCAAGGCCAUGCUCAUCCCCAAUUGUCUGUUCCGCGUCGGCGCUGCCGCCCUGUUGCUGUCCAACCGCGCGGCGGAUCGCCGGCGCGCCAAGUACAAGCUGGUCCACAUCGUUCGCACCCACCGCGGCGCCGACGACAGGGCCUUCCGCUGCGUCUACCAAGAGCAGGACGAGGUCGGCAAGGUCGGCGUGUCCCUCUCCAAGGACCUCAUGGCCAUCGCCGGGGAGGCGCUCAAGAUCAACAUCACCACCCUCGGCCCCCUGGUGCUUCCCAUCAGCGAGCAGCUUCUCUUCUUUGCGACGCUGGUGGCCAAGAAGCUCUUCAACGGCAAGGUGAAGCCCUACAUCCCGGACUUCAAGCUGGCGUUCGACCAUUUCUGCAUCCACGCGGGGGGAAGGGCCGUGAUCGACGAGCUAGAGAAGAACCUGCAGCUGCGGCCCAUCCAUGUGGAGGCCUCCCGGAUGACCCUGCACCGCUUUGGCAACACAUCCUCCAGCUCCAUCUGGUACGAGCUGGCUUACACGGAGGCCAAGGGGCGGAUGCGGAAGGGCCACCGCGUGUGGCAGAUUGCGUUCGGGAGCGGCUUCAAGUGUAACAGCGCGGUGUGGCAGGCGCUUCGCAACGUGAAGCCCUCCCACGAUGGUCCAUGGGAGGACUGCAUCCACGGUUACCCUGUGGAGAUCAUCGACGGGUUUCCUCCUCGGGAGCCACAGCAGCAAUAGUGGCUGUGUUAGGUGAUGGUGUGUGUGAUCUGGGUCGGGCAGAUCCUUUGGUAUUCUUCACUUGCAGCUCAUAUCUGCACGCCGAUUUGUUUGUUGUCAUCUGAUCAUGGAAGUCUUUAGCGUCUCUAUCUGCAAGCGCUCUUCGAUCGAUUGCUGUGAAAGCUUUUAGGUGCCAUGCUCUCA